CGCAAUCUUAUUGUAGCACAUUUGACUAGCACUGCUUCCGAAAGCCGUCGGUGGUCUCUGGCAACAAAUGACCAAGACGCCAGGCUAUGUCGUGGAUGACAAGUUCCCUGAUGUGAUCGAGUACCUUGAUAAAGCAGGAUGGACUGCAUGUCCGCACCACACAUACCCGAACUGCAUGCUUCGGUACACAAACUACGUGAAAAUCCAGUGGAGCUACGUCAAGCCGCACCAGGUGAUUAACCAUCUCCAACACGCAAUUCUCCUCAGCAAGAAGCACGAACUCCUGCGCCACCUCGAGAUCCGACAGGGGGUCUAUGAGUUCCUUCCGCGAAGCACCACGACCGUGGAUGCCUGGUUCCCCAUGUUCGUGUAUGCUCAAGCGCUUCUCGUUCUCAAAAACCCAUCCACCUAUGCGGCCAACCUUCCCGCCGCUCGCUGCAUCGCCCACGAAAUCCGACGCUUGAACGAUCCAUCGCGGCGGAAACAUGGCCUCAUCCUUAUGUACGAGUCCUUUGUCACCAGUCAUGCGGACACGAUAGCGACUCUGAUAUCCGCCACGCGUACUCCAUUCGAACCAGUACCGCCACAUGCUCCAGACGACGAUGCAUUGCUGACGCAUUUAGAAGCAUGUGAUCCCCAGUUCCACUUUGUUUCGACGCGGAAUCUAUGGAUCGCCAAACCAACGGGGCUGUCCCAAGGACGAGGCAUCCAAAUCCUGUCGACGCCCAAGCAAGUGCAAGCGUACAUGGCAGACGCGCAGCUCAAAGCGGUGGUCUUGCAGCAGUACGUAGAGCGCCCCCUGCUGGUGUUGGGGCGGAAGUUUGACAUUCGGCAAUGGGUGCUCGUCACCGCCACGGCCCCGCUGACCAUUUACUGGCAUCGCCACUGUUACCUUCGGUUCUCGUCCAAGCCGUAUUCUGUUACUCACGACGGCGACCUCGACGACAAAUUUAUACACUUGUGCAACAAUUCGAUUCAAAAGACCGCUCCGAAUGCAGGCAACGACCAUCCGGACAUUCCACAGCACAUGUGGAGCCUCGACCGAUUCCUCCUCCAUCUAAGCCAAGUGGGAGGUCGUGAUCGUUGGGACAGUGCCACGUUGCCAGCCAUGCAACAUGCCGCCAUUGAAGCCAUUUUGUCUGUCCAGUCCAACUUGACUCGCGUGGGGAGAGGGUUUGAGUGGCUGGGUCUGGACUUCAUCUUGGACGAGCGCUUGCAUCCGUGGCUGUUAGAGGUGAACGUAAGUCCAGAUGUGAGCCAUAGUACCUCCACCACCGCCGACCUCGUCCCGCAAGCCACCCGUGACCUCCUCGACUGUACGUACCAACAACAUGAUAACCUAAUAAGUCACCCACAUGUCUGGUGUUGCCCACGGACCAAGUGACGCAGAGGGACAGUAGGACCACCCACGACAACGUGUGGACGCUGUUGUAUCACCAACAUGUACCCCAGAGCGGUCAAUAAACGAGUAUAAGAGUAAUAUGUAUCUG
Molecule: messenger RNA, 1490 nt
Organism: Aphanomyces astaci
Lineage: Eukaryota; Oomycota; Saprolegniomycetes; Saprolegniales; Verrucalvaceae
Exons: 7
Coding region: 68-1384 (438 amino acids)
Biological process (GO): protein polyglycylation
Molecular function (GO): protein-glycine ligase activity, initiating
Source: RefSeq, a predicted model, not a curated record